ACUGGGGAGGCCACUGGUGCUCAGAUUGGCUGUACGGAUCCCAAAAAGCGCCAGAAAAAACAUCCUGACACAUUUACAGCAACAGCAGCAGCAGCCUGGACCCUGGACUGUUGGCGAGAAAGUAGAAGAACCAGACAUGAUCUUCUGCUGUUCUAGUCCAUCCACCUCCAGGUUGGAUGACUACUCCAACCAGUCUGACCGUUCUUCUGGAUGGUUUUGGAGUUUCUGCACCCUUCUAAGCAGCACCAACAGCAGCCAGUACUGUGUCAGUUGCCAGGCGACAGCGUAUCUGCAGAGGGAAGCGUAUCUCACCUGUAAGCUGAGACUCAGAGGACACCUGUCCAAACCGAGAUGACUCACCUUAACGCAGCUUCAAUAAGACGACAACACAACUAGGAAACUCACCUGACAGACUCAAACCUCGACAGAAGAGACAGGCAGCAGAUGUGAAGAUGGCUUUAGCCAGCGGUCACUGGCUGGAGAAAGAAAUAAGAGGAGAAGCUCCAAGCCCAAGACAUGGCCAUGCUUUAGCGGUGGCAGGAAACGUUGCUUUUCUUUUCGGAGGAGCCUCCAGGAUCAACCAAGAGGAGGACUGUCACGUUUACUUCAACGACUUCUACAUGCUGACAGUUACUCCUGAUGAUGUAACGUGGGAGGAGAUUCCUCAGAGUGGAGAAGUUCCCUCGGCCAGAGCAGGACACACUCUCUGUGUGGUUAAAGGAAGCCUGUACCUGUUUGGAGGAGCUUCCGGUCCAAACGCCACCGAAUGUCUCCCAGGAGUUUACAGCUUCGACAUCGUGUCUCUGACCUGGGAGUGUUUGGUAACUGGAGGUUUGGCCCUUAGAGCCCUUAGCAACAGCUCUGUGGCCGUGGGAGACAACAUCUACGUGUAUGGAGGCGUUUUGGACGGGAAUCCAACGGACGACCUCAUGGUCUUCAACACAGUUUCUCUCACCUGGACUCCGGUGAAAACAAACGGAUCGCCGCCUCCAGCUCUUUGGGGUCAGAGUUUUGCUCUGGUCGGUGAUCAGGUGUUCAUGUUUGGAGGUUAUGGAGCAGCAGGAGAAUUCUGCAAAGACGUUUAUGUUCUGAGUACAGAGAACCUUCUGUGGCAGAAAUGGGAGGUUAAAGGAGAAUCACCAGCAGCCUGCAGUGGACAAACUCUGACUGCACACCACGACAAAGACAUCUACCUGUUUGGUGGCAAAAGCACCAAUGAGGACGGCACGAUGGCGUCCUACAAUGAAAUCCAUAAACUCAGUAUCGCUAAGAUGAAGUGGAAGGUUCCUCUGUACGUCGGGAUUCCUCCGACCCGUCGACACGCUCACACCGCCUUCAUCCUCCACAGCCAUCUGUAUGUGUUUGGAGGAAAGAAUGAAGAGCAGGAUUUUAAUGACCUGAAGGUGAUGAAGCUCAUUAAUCCCUCAGAGAGACAACCAGUCAUGAAGGAGAUUCUGUCAGAGUUCGGCCUGCAGGGCGUCAGCCAUAGCUUCACUCCCACGAAGGUUCCCAACGUUCGCUAUGAGCUCAGUGAUUCGUUUCUGUCCAACCAGCCCAGGAACUCUGCAGUUAACACACAGGUGUUUGUCCACAGAGACUUCAGUGCAGUUCGAGAUCAGGCCAUGAAGAUGAUCCAGACCGCCUUCACUCUGCUGGACCAGGAGUUUCAGAAACUGGAUCGAGAGAAAUCCGAGUUGUCUAAAGCUGCUGCAGCUCUGCAGAGAGAAAAGGCCGCUCAUGAAGCUCACAGAGAACAACAACAACAGGAGCUGCAGGAGAUGUUGGACCGGCAUCGCUCUCAGAAUGAAUCGUGGCUGCGAGCGAAAGCUGAGGAGAACGAUCGAGAACGGAGGGAGCUGUGCAGACUCAGAGAGGAGGUGUUGCAGGACCAGGAGAGGCUGAAGGAAGAGCAGAGCAGCAUCCAGAAACGCAGCGAACAUCUUCUGUCCAUCAUGCAGCAGUUUAAAGGAAUGUAGACGGUUCCACGUUUAGACCAGUGGUCAGCUGAUGUUUUAUGUGAAACUGUCCACAGCAGGACUUUAUUCGACCGUCUGAAAGGUGAAAGUUCUUGACAGAUUGCUGUGGAGUUGCUAAAUUCUCCCUCAAUAAAGGUGUAUUUUUAAAAAAAAAGUGUGCAACAAUAUC
Messenger RNA from Acanthochromis polyacanthus (spiny chromis), 2145 nucleotides. RefSeq lists its product as uncharacterized. Lineage: Eukaryota; Metazoa; Chordata; Actinopteri; Pomacentridae. The coding region runs from base 453 to 1976 and encodes 507 amino acids. The record is from RefSeq and is a predicted model, not a curated record. Gene Ontology annotation, molecular function: protein binding. The transcript is spliced from 21 exons.